This is a messenger RNA of Spodoptera exigua (beet armyworm), 1224 nucleotides long. The record is from the annotation of a GenBank genome assembly. Lineage: Eukaryota; Metazoa; Arthropoda; Insecta; Lepidoptera; Noctuidae.
AUGACACCUUACGUCUGGAUCCAGUAUCGUCAGAACUGCGGUAUGAUCCAGCUCAAAGACCUCGAGUACGACCCAAAUUGUGAUCCGGAUAAUCCCCGUAAGAUAAAAUAUGAAGAUAUCUUAGCUGCAUAUCAACGGAUGGUGGGCCAAGUAAUACGAACACAAUGCCCGCGUGCUCACAUGUCGAAAAAGCUAGGAGUAGAAUUAUACAUGAAGCAAGAGUUCCUGCAAUACUCAGGAUGUUUCAAGGAGCGUGGAAUUUACAACGCCCUGGUAUUGCUGAGUGAUGAACAGAAGAAACUUGGCGUCAUCACAUCCAGCUCCGGCAACAGCGGCAUUGCCAUGGCUUUAAACUGUUCCAAGCUAGGUAUACCAUGCAGCGUGGUCAUGCCGUUCAAAGCUUCCAUCUUCAAGAGAACCCUCGCCGAGCGGCUCGGUGCCAAGAUAAUACUUCAUGGCAAAGAUAUGGCAGACUCGAAACGACAUGCCAUGAUUUUUGACCACCCACACAUAAUAGAAGGCGAUGGCACCAUUGGCAUUGAGAUCAUAGACCAGCUUCCUGACGUGGAUGCAGUGCUGGUCCCAUGCGGAGGUGGAUCCCUUCUCACAGGAGUCGCCAUUGCUGUCAAACAUCUGAAACCUGAUACUGAGGUUUAUGGUGUGGAAACAGACAAAUCUUGCAGCAUGAUGGAAGCUCUGAAGAAAAACGAACGAGUCUUCGUACCAAUAGAUUCCACUAUUGCUGACGCACUGGCUGUGAAUAAAGUUGGAGUUAACACUUUCUUCAGUCUGAAAGGGAUGGUUGAUAAAAUGGUGGUCGUCAAAGAGGAUUGGGUGGCGCGUGCAAUAAUGCACAUUGUAGAGGAAGAGAAGUUUGCGGUGGAAGGUGGCGGUGCAGUAGGCGUGGCAGCUCUAAUGGCCGGUCUUUUCCCUAACUUAAGGGGCAAGAAAGUGGUAACCAUUUGUACUGGUGGUAAUAUGGACACGACGACAUUGGGACGUGCUUUGGAGCGUGGCAUGGCGGCAGAGGGGCGGCUGCUGAAGUUUAAAGUGUCGGUGUCCGACAGGCCCACCGGGAUUGCCGACCUGUGCACCAUGCUCGCUGGCAUCGGCGCCAGCGUACGAGACUGUGUCCCAGAACAGUCAACAGAGAAUCCAGAGAGAACAGUUUCCGUCAAACGCGGCCCUUGUCUCGCGCCAAACCCCGUGUGCAUGCAAAAGUAG